This is a messenger RNA of Ziziphus jujuba (common jujube), 426 nucleotides long. Its product is annotated as defensin-like protein 78. NCBI's taxonomy places the organism in Eukaryota, Viridiplantae, Streptophyta, Magnoliopsida, Rosales, Rhamnaceae. The record is from RefSeq and is a predicted model, not a curated record. The transcript has 2 exons. The coding region runs from base 36 to 278 and encodes 80 amino acids.
UUUAAAAAAGAACAAAAGAUAUAUAUUAGCACAAUAUGGCUUCCAAUCAGGUUUCUGCUGUAACCAAACACAUUUUCCUGGGAAUUCUCUGUAUUCUCUUGCUAUUGGCUUCGGGGCCAGCAGCAGAUGCUUUUAAUGUACCAAUAGCAUGCCAAGGUCCAUGCUCAAAGAUAAAAGAUUGCGGGUCGUACUGCAUUGCUAAAGGAUUUCCAAAGGCGGGUGCUUGUUAUUUUAGUGGUGGGGGUGAUCCAGCUGGGGAGUGUUGCUGUAAUGUUUGAGAUAUUAAUUAUCAUAUUUAGGGUGGUUUUUUUUCCCCCUAAUAAAUAUCUCUUAAAGGCUUCAAAUAUCUUUCUUGGUAUACAUAAAGAUACAUUUGGAUUUCAGAUGUAAUCUUUUAUUUAUGAAAUAAAAAUAAAUUUAUGGAAA